AUGUCCUUUGGCUAUCCCCCGAUUGGCUGUUUUUAUCUUCUAGGUGCGUCGAUUUCGAAUCUGAUGGAGCAGGGGUCCCUCACUCUUCCAUCUCGACUUGGUUGUGUCUAUUGGAUAUUGCGGCUAAUCCGAAACGCGAUCUCUCGCGUAAAUCUCGGAAGUUGUGUAGAGCCACGGCAGUGCUACGGCUCGGGUGCUUGCACCACCUCCUUCCUUUUCAUGGUUCCGGUACUCUCGGCUUUUGACGGAUUUGAGGGUUUUGGUUAUGGUGGUGGAUCUUUGGCUGAUAAGCUUAUCUUUU
This is a messenger RNA of Prunus armeniaca (apricot), 301 nucleotides long. Lineage: Eukaryota; Viridiplantae; Streptophyta; Magnoliopsida; Rosales; Rosaceae. The record is from the annotation of a GenBank genome assembly.